Messenger RNA from Portunus trituberculatus (swimming crab), 5630 nucleotides. Its product is annotated as metallophosphoesterase MPPED2-like. Lineage: Eukaryota; Metazoa; Arthropoda; Malacostraca; Decapoda; Portunidae. Bases 138 to 1040 code for a protein of 300 amino acids. The transcript has 7 exons. Gene Ontology annotation, molecular function: hydrolase activity. The record is from RefSeq and is a predicted model, not a curated record.
GUACAGGAGGAGUAAGAUGGAAUACCGGCCGGGUGCCAGUAAAGGUCUGCUCUAUUCUAAACCAUUCUAUUUGUUUAGUUUCCACCAGAGUGUAGAGAAGGAAGGACGUGUGUAGCUGGCCUGCUGUAUUACCUGAGAUGUCUGCCCAGAGCCUACCCAUCCACCCAGUCACCAACAAUCCAACAAAGGCCUGGGAGGAGCUACGGCGCUCACAGAAGAUAAUAAAACUCAAUGUCAAGACCCCACAGACACCUCCUGAGGAACGCAUGCUUCGGUUCGUGUGCAUGAGUGACACACACUGCCUCACAUCACACCUGCAGUUUGAAAUCCCUUAUGGUGAUGUUUUUGUGCAUGCCGGAGACUUCACUCGUUGCGGCAGUGCUAGUGAGGUGGAGGAGUUCAAUGGCUGGCUAGCGUCAUUGCCGCACAAACACAAGAUUGUCAUUGCCGGCAACCAUGAGCUGAGUUUUGACCCAAAAUUCACUGGUGGCAUGUCCAUCAAGCACCACCACAGGACAGCACACACUGGUGAUGGACUGAUCAAUGAGAUUCCUGACCUUGGCAUGGAGCGUGAUGAGUUAAAGGCAGCUGUGGCCCAGGACAACACUGUGGACCUCAUCACCAAUGCUGUGUAUCUGCAGGACCAGUCACAUUCCAUUUGUGGCAUCAAGCUCUACGGCACACCAUGGCAGCCGGAGUUUUGCAAUUGGGCGUUCAAUGUACCAAGGGGAAGGCAGUGUUUGGAGAAGUGGGAGGCGAUUCCUGAGGACACGGAUAUCCUCAUCACCCACACGCCGCCUGUUGGACACGGGGACCUGUGCUGUACGGGGGUCAGGGCCGGCUGUGUGGAACUGCUGAGUACAGUACAAAGUAGAGUCAAGCCCAAGUACCAUCUGUUUGGCCACAUUCAUGAAGGUUAUGGCGUGACAACGGACGGUAAGAUCAUAUUCAUCAACGCCUCCACCUGUAACAUUAACUACGUGCCCAUCAAUCCUCCUAUCGUGUUUGAUGUGCCCAUUCCUCCGGGCUUCUCCAAAUGAUCAGCCCACCAGACCAGUGUAUUCUGGCCUCCUGCUGUACCUCAUUAAUGUAUGACUCAAGCAUUUAAGAAUAUCAACGUGUGUCUGCGCUCGUAAAUUAUUGAACAUUCCAUCAUUGUAUCAUCUCUUCUCAGUGUAUUGUAUUGUCCACAUUGCAUGCUACCCUUUACUGUGAAGGAUAGUUCAAAAUCCCAACCUUUACAUCAGCUAACUCUGCCUUUGGAGGGAGGGAACCAUGACAUAAGAUCACCCAGACAAUUCCUGGUGAUUCAAGGUUAGAAACUUUAUUACGUUGGUUAUCACUUUGGAGAGACGCUGCUUCUAGUCACCGGUGAUGGGCUUGUGAAAGUGAGGUAACUGGGCAAGGCUCAAGGCUGUGUCACUGGCUGUUUGUCAUGUGCAUUAAAACACUUAGGAUGAAAGAUGUAGCCACUGUUAGACCCUAGAGUUAUUAGUCACUGCUAGUCACUCCCAGGUCAUAGAAUGUAUGAGAAGAAUCACUGCUAGUCACUCUUAGAUUGUAUCAGGUAGGACAGGCAUCACUCUGGUAGCUGCUGUAAGACACUAGAAAGAGUUAAUCAGGUGUCACACAUAGUUGCUGUCAGACACUAGAGUAAGGUAAGACAGGCAUCACUGGUGGUCGCGUGAUAGAAGGAAAAACCAGCAUCACUUGGAUCAUAGCUAGAUCAGGCAUCACUGGUAGCUUCCAAGGAACAGUAGUGAGUGUAUAUGUGUGUGUAUGUCAUGUAGAAUUUGAAGAGUGUGAGUUACUUCCACUCCACAGCAGCAUUCAGCACAAGUCUAUAGAAGCAUCAGCCUGUACCUGGAUAGAGGGAUGUACUUUUCCAUGAGUUACCAUUGAAAUCCUGUGAGAUAGACUAAAAGUAGCAUACCAGAGGUGCUCUUAGGUGGAGAGAGGGGAAAUAUACUUACUCAUGGCAUUUAUUAGGUUAUCCUGUCCUACUUUUAAGAUGUAGAGUGCCCUGUAUCACUUGUUAGCUUGUAAGGCAUGGUAAGGCCUCGCCAAGCUGUUAUCUUGAUGGGGUUUGUCUCGUAGCAGCUCUUCACUGUACAUGAGUCUGGUUAGUGAACGCCAUGAGUGAUUCUGUGGUUGGUUUCAAGACUGGUGCAUUUAUAAAAGGUCACAGAUACAGAAAUGUUUAUGUCUGGUGUGAGUUUAAAAGCAGGACUCUAUGGUUUGGUGAUUGUCAGUUGUGUGUGGUGAAGAGCCUGGUUGGUGCUGUUGACAGGUUGGGAGCGCUGGUUUGGGUUAGGUGAGUUCAGUUCAGCCCAGCGAAUGAAGUCAUUGAAGUGUACUGUAAUAGAAGACUGCACUGAAUUAGCUGUGUAUUCUAUUUCUCCAGGAGCACGUUGAGAGCUAAGAGGUAAUGAUGUUCUGUAGGACAGCUUCAAUACUGAUACAUUGUAACUAUUCAGUAGGCAACUAUUCAUUGUCAUAGUUAAGAUACAGACUUUACUCACAUUUCCUUACCACAAUGUCCUUUAGUGUUUAGUGCGUUGAAAUCUUGAAACAGGUAAAUAGAUCCUGAAGUGAAAGACAGGUUUGCACGUAGUAACAUGACACAAGUACUGAGUGGAAAUGCAGUGCCCCAAUUGCUCAUGUAACUGUUUUGGUGCCUUGCUCACCCCUGUUUUAGAAGGUUCCCUGUGAGCAGCUUAAUGCCACUGGAGUAAAGAGCUUAAAACAUGUCAAGAUUGUGUUGCACCUUGCAUAUCCCCCAAGCCUCCCUUUCCUUGCUUAAUAUAAGAUACUCAUUGAUACCUAUCCCCUGUUUUCCUUUCUCUAAGCUUGCCCUUAUUCAUAACUAUCUUUUUUCUUUACUAAAUUCACUGGCUUCCACAAACACCAUAGGGCAAUGACUGCUUAGGAUAUUAUUUUCUUGUUUUUCCUAAUACAUAACUGUUUUAUAUGUGUGGUAAUGAAAAAUAUGAGCUUUGACCAUUGUACAGUACCAGUAGUACCACUCAUAGAGACAGCAAUGCUCAGUUUGCUUGCCUGGCUUGAGGUGCCUGCAUGGUAGCUAUUUUGUGCUGUUUUGUGCUGCAUUUGAGUCCCCUUGCAUAUAGAGAGCAAGCACAAGACACAGCAGUAAAUAGACUAGCUAUGUUCUAUGUAAGUAACUUUAAAAUUCCUGGGGAAGAAAGAUUGCAGUGACAACUAAAGAUUUCUCAUGUUUUGGACUUCUGAAGAGCUGGUUGUCCUUUCACAACGUAUGGUGAAGUGAAUAUUUUUGUACGAACAUUCAACGUUUGUGGAAGUUGCUUUGGAAAGUGGCAUCAUAAUCUGUGGCUAUUCAUGGGUGGGGAAGUGACAGCAAGCAAACAUAAUUAUGGCCAUCAUCUUUCUUUCAUUCACUAUAAUAUUACCAUUCACUUCAGUUUGUGUUUGUAAUUUAUUUGUGUUUAGAAGUAACAGUGGAUGGCAGACUAUUUGCUCAUGGAUGUAACCUAUGACUUUUAUACUCAGAAAAUUGGAGGCAUCUUGUAACUUUUGCUGCUUGAAAUGGCUCAUGGUUCCAGAUAUUCAGAGGAGCAGGGGUUGUUUUCCUUGUUUGAGUAAUGCACAAUGUUUACCUAUCUUUAAUCAUCUAAGUAUAAUGGAGGUAUAUGUAAUUAAUCUUUCAAGACAUUAUUUAUCAACUAGAUCAAUGUUUAGUAGUAUAUGUUCUAAUUAGUAUUAUUCAUGGCUGCAAUAUUCUUUGAUUUACCAAGUUUGACAAAUCUAUAUUGUAUUAAUUUUGGGGGGUCAAAGUAACAAAUAUAACAUUGAACUGAUGGUGCUUCAAUGAAAACAGAGAAAAUAUUACCAGAACAAAAUGUAAUCACCACUAUUCGCUAUUACCAGUGUUAGUUUUACCACAAUCGUCACGUAUCCCAUGACUCAAAUGUGCUGUGUGUGUCCUCCCUUACCUGCAGGAGGUGGUGGUAGAGUGUGAAGAGGUGGCAAAACUCAGGGCUCACCACUCAAGGCUGUAAGGAGGCAGCUACUGUAUGAUUAUUAUUUCCUGUUUUACCAAGCUUUGCAAUCCUGUGUCUUAAUGAGUUGUCUUAAUGUCACCUUUUUGGCAUCAGCAGGUAUGGUAGGGGUGUUGUAAAGCUGUACCAUUGCAUAAUCACACUUUGGUCCACAUUGCUAAGUGUUAUGGUAUUUAUGUCUUUAAGAGGCUGUUGUGGAAGUUAUCAAAUUUUUCAAUGGUGUCUUCUGGUGGUAAUUUAUGAAUGCCUUUUUUGAAGGGGCUAUAGCAAUAAUUAUUGUUUUUUAAGGGUGUAUUCUGCAGUUGGUAGUCUAACAAAAAUUCUAAUCUAUAUAUUUGAUUUAUCUAUUCAGUUUACUUAUUUAUUUUUAUUUGUGUACUUAUUUAAUUCUUUAUUUGUAUUUAUGAUGAUUGAUUAGUGUUAUACUUCACCUCAACUCCAGACCCCGGCCAAUCCCACCAUGAUGAUGCAGUGUCCUUGUGACUGCCUGUGUGUUAAGCUUAAGCCUGAUGCUAUCAUUGAAUUACUCCUGUGAUACGUGUACUUACUUGUGUUGCAGUAAUACAGUACACCCUACCAAGACACAUCACUGCGGACAUUGUUUCAUUUAGCAUUUUCACAUUGCUUCAUCACUCAUUUAUGGACCAGAAUGCAUGGCUGUAAUCAUAUGUAAUUUAUCUAUAUGCAUAUUUAUACUAUGUCAUUUUUUUUAGUUAUUAAUGUAAUUUAGUUUUUUUUAUUUAAAUGGACUUGGUAAAUCUUUGAUAUACAGGAACUAUUUGGGAGACUAGCUUGUUCUAUUCAAAAAUUCAUGUUAUAUGAUGGUCUUUGCAUUUAAUUAUUCUAGCUAACUUGGGUUGUAAUGGAAGGUUAGUUGUUCAGUGUAAUAUACAAACACUUCUGGUGAAAAUAAGUUGUUAAUAAGCACUGUUUGAGAAGUUCUGAAUAAUCAUUACUUCUACCUGGUAAUGUUAAGAACUUCAUUAAUUGCAAGGCUUAUUUGAUGGCCUUAAAGUAUUCCUUACAUCCAGCAUUUGCUAUAUCAAGGGUUUACUGUCUGCAUUUAUGUCACAGUGGAGCACAACACAAAUUAUCCCAAUGAACAAGACUAGCUCAUAGAUGCCAAAGUGACGCUUCCUGUUAGCAGAUGUACAUAGGGUGUGACAUAUCAAGCUCUAGUGCCCAGAGGUAUAGAGGCCUCAGACAUUACUUCAGGACCUGACUCUUGUUGGGUCCUGACAUCCAAGCACUGUACUUUAUACCUUGAUGUCAGGGGUACAGUCCUCAGCCAGGAUGUAUCUCAUGGCUAAUAGUUUAUCCCAUUUCUAUGAUGCUCCAAACUGAGGUGUGAAAAGCUAUAUGGGGCAAUCCUAUCAUCCUUCAUUAGUCAAGGAUGCAUCUGUAACUCUACUCAAUAGUCUUGUGAUCUUUAUUGUUCUCUCUUUCCCAGGAAGGAUUGAUAUUAAUAACUGUGAGUCUUGAAAAUAUUCCCAAAGGUUCCACUGUGGGAGUUUGUUAUGGUGAUACUGUACCAAAGACUUGCCUACUACUUAACCUGCUGUCAGUAGGUGUUAAUAAUACUGGUGAAUUAUA